ACAGAGACGUGUGUGGCCAAUGCAUUUCCAAUAUAACAAAGCUCUUGUAUUUACUUCGAUUUUAUUGAUUGCCGGCAAGGCUCUUAAAGCUAUAGAUCCCAGCAAAUCCUUGGAAAGAGAAAUCGUUCGAAGAAGUAAAGCUGCCGAUAUGAAGGCAUGGCUGAAUACGAACAUCAAACCCUGUGACAAUUUCUACAAGUUUGCCUGCAACCAAUGGUCCCGAAUUCACCCAGCGGAGGUUAGAAAUGUUCCUAGGACAAAUAACUUUGAAGAAGUAAGCACAAGUCUGCAGCGUAGAAUCAAUCAAUUGCUGACCAAACCAGAAAGGGGUAGUGAAUUUGAAGAAAAAUUGCGUGAGUUCUAUAAAUCAUGCCUAGAAACGAAGGUUCAUAAAGAGGAAUAUUUGAAAGCUUUGCAAAAGUUGUAUGGUGCAUAUGGGGAGUUCUCCUUUGUCAAAGCAACUGGUGUGCAAGUGGAAAAGGAAACCUUCACCCCAGCGCCUAAAUUCAAUUGGUGGUCCCUUAUAGCCAAUUUGCAGAUGACCUAUGGCAAAUCGAUUCUAUUCGCAUUUGAUGUCGUGGCCGAUACUAAAAACCGCAAUAAAACCAUGCUGUACAUAGGACCUUCAAAUCUCCUAAUAAAUGAGCCCUACAUGAAGGGAACCCUUAUGGGUUAUCUAACGACAAUUUUCGGUGUGGAACAGAUGUUGGCCGAAAAAGUGGCAACGAGUAUUCUCGAUUUUGAAAUUGCCCUGCUUGAGGGCUCUAGUGAAUUGGCUUUGAAUACAACCCAACUGCCGCAGGAAGUCUUUGUUUUCGAUGAGCAAUACUUGGCAAAUGUCCUACAAGUCAUGGACAUAUAUGAUCCCAUUGUGGUGCAAGACUAUAUUUUGUGGGUUCUUUUGGAGGAGUAUCUAUUGGAUUUCUCAAUCCAAAAUUGGUCAGAGUUUUGUGGUGAAAAAACUAAAAAAUAUUUUGGCAAAUUUAUUAAUAAUCUGGUGUACAAGACUUUUCGCAGCGAGCAAUAUGAGGAGGAAUUAUUCACAUUAUGGCGGGAAAUCAAGGAUGUCUUUAGGGAGUCACUCAAUGGCACACAAUAUGUCUGGAUGUCUGCGGAAGUGAGAGAAGAAGCCCUGCACAAAUUAGAAGCCAUGACCCUUUCCAUUACUUCAUACGAAGAGGAAGAUUUUCCUGCCUUCUUCGGGGGACUUCAGAUAACCAAUCACACGUAUGUGGCCAACGUAGAGAAGAUUUUGAGAAAAAUCGAAAACCUUAGACCCAACAAAAUGACCAAACAACCAGCCAGCAUAGAUGCCACUGAGGAGAUGUCAUUUACACCGGUAUAUCAUCACUUUGAGAAUUCCAUAACAAUGCCUGUUGCUCUGCUGCAGCCUUUUUGGCUUUGGUCCCCCCUAUAUCCACAGGCCAUAAAAUACGCCACAUUGGGUUUCCUCUUGGCCCACGAAAUGAUACACGGGUUUGAUGAUAAGGGACGUCUAUAUGAUGCCCAUGGUCAACUGAAAAAUUGGUGGGAUGCCUCAAGUUCGCUGGAGUUUGAGCGUAGGCGUACCUGCUUUCAGCGCCAAUACUAUCGUUAUUUAUAUGAUGACGAUCGCUAUGAUAAGGAAAUGCCUCAAGCAGAAAAUAUUGCCGACAAUGUAGCCAUAAAAUUUUCCUUCGUCGCUUAUGAGAAAUGGUGGCAGAAAUCGAAGAAGCUUCAGUUUGAGGAAAAGGCGGCGGGAGAAGACUUUUCCAAUUUGGAUUACAACAUGUGGCAGCUAUUCUUUAUAAGUUUCUCCCAACUAUGGUGUAGUGAUACACAUCCUAAGUUCAGACAUAUGCAGGAUAUCCAUGCCCCAUCUGAGUAUAGGGUAAUUGGAGCUUUGUCUAAUUUUGAGAAAUUUUCAGAGAUUUUUCAAUGUAAGCUGGGCACCACAAUGCAUCCUGUGGUGAGAUGUGAAGUUUAUUGAGAACAACUAUUUGCACAUUUUUUUGUAAUUUUAUA
Molecule: messenger RNA, 2004 nt
Organism: Stomoxys calcitrans (stable fly)
Lineage: Eukaryota; Metazoa; Arthropoda; Insecta; Diptera; Muscidae
Product: neprilysin-4-like
Exons: 2
Coding region: 20-1969 (649 amino acids)
Biological process (GO): protein processing
Cellular component (GO): plasma membrane
Molecular function (GO): metalloendopeptidase activity
Source: RefSeq, a predicted model, not a curated record